GAGUAAAGAACAAGAAAAAUCUUAAGUUAUACCUCUUCUUCAUCUGAUUAUAUCUCUCACCCUCCUACGGAAGAAGGUCGCCGGCGGUAAGACGCUACAGUCUGUUCUUCUCCGGGGAAGGGGUUCGUCUAUUAUUAAAUAAGUCAUGGGAAGCCUAUUCAGGAUAACCCGUAAAUUGGCUGUAAAUGCUGGCCGACUGGUGUCUUUGCCAGCGGCAGAAAGAUCUUACAGCCCGAUUCCUAUAGUAAUCGAGCAAUCUUCUAGAGGCGAGAGAGCUUAUGAUAUCUUCUCUCGCCUUUUAAAGGAACGAAUCAUUUGCAUCAACGGGGAGAUCUGCGAUAAUGUGUCUCAUGUUGUAGUAGCGCAACUUCUGUUCCUCGAGUCUGAGAACCCGUCCAAGCCCAUCAACAUGUAUAUUAAUUCUCCAGGAGGUGUUGUUACAUCAGGUCUUGCUAUCUACGACACAAUGCAGUAUAUCCGAUGUCCCAUAAACACGAUGUGUUUGGGUCAAGCUUCGUCCAUGGGUUCACUCUUGCUGACUGCAGGGACAAAGGGAGGAAGGCGUGCUCUCCCAAAUGCCUCAAUUAUGAUUCAUCAACCGUCUGGUGGGUACAAUGGGAAGUGUAUGGAUCUUACAAUUCAUGCCAAGCAUAUGGCUAAGCUGUGGGAUUCAUUGAAUGCAUUGUAUUCCAAACAUACUGGACAAACUGUAGAAGUAAUCCAGAAGAGUUUGGAGAGAGAUAAUUUCAUGACUCCAGAAGAGGCCAAGGAAUUCGGGCUAAUUGAUGAGGUCGUUAACCAACGUCCCCUAGAAUUGGUUGCUGAUGCUGUUCAAAAUGCACCUGAGAAAGUUUAGUGGGUUUUUGAAAACCUAGAUUAGGUUUGCUUUGUUUGAACUUCAAAGAUUAAACUUGAAUUUGUUUGUUUAUUUUGAGGAUUUUAUAAUAUAAGGUUGGACUAAGAAUAACAUCGAUGUAGUUUGAUUUGAUGAUCAAUCCUUUUGUUCUCUUUCUUGGUUUAAAUUCUUAUUUCAAAAUUUAAUGUUAACUGUUUGUAUGAGUAUAAUAUAUCACGUUUCUCCUA
Messenger RNA from Impatiens glandulifera, 1083 nucleotides. Its product is annotated as ATP-dependent Clp protease proteolytic subunit 2, mitochondrial-like. Bases 146 to 856 code for a protein of 236 amino acids. Gene Ontology annotation, cellular component: endopeptidase Clp complex. The transcript is spliced from 3 exons. Gene Ontology annotation, biological process: protein quality control for misfolded or incompletely synthesized proteins. Lineage: Eukaryota; Viridiplantae; Streptophyta; Magnoliopsida; Ericales; Balsaminaceae. The record is from RefSeq and is a predicted model, not a curated record. Gene Ontology annotation, molecular function: ATP-dependent peptidase activity; ATPase binding; serine-type endopeptidase activity.